CCGUUAGUCAUGAUCAUCAUAGCUGAGGCUUGGGUUGAGCCCUGAAUUGUACUUUUCCUCGAUAGUAAAGUAGACACGAACAUGUCCAGUAAAACAACUUAAAGUGUAGAUUUUCUCAUAUAAAUAUCAGCGGACGUAUAAAACGCAGAAUUUUGUAACAACGAUCAGAAACGCUCUUUGCAAGGGAAUUGUAAAUUACAUACUUCUCCUGCCUGGCCAAAUAAUGGAUUCAAAACUGAAACAAGUGGGAUGGUUGACGUACUGGAUUUGUUCCAUAGUAUGUGUCAAUCCGUUUAAGGUGUGUUGGGCCGAGUCGAAAAAUGGCAUGACUGGUUCUUGUGUCUGGGAAACUUUUCUAAAAUAUCCAACCUUCAGCGAGUGGCCAAUGUUCGCAUUAAUCUGUUACCUAUCCACGAUCUUUAUCAUCCUCUUGGUUAACAAUCACAAUCCAAGAUGCAAGGUGUUCGCUAACUCCACGUGCGGGAGGACGGUUCUCACGAUUUUGCUGAUUUUGUUUAACUUCUUUUGGAUAUUCCUCGCAGUUUUCAUGUUCCUGUCCCCAGUACCAAAUUACGGAGUCUCAACCCCAGAUUCGGCUUCCCUCAGCAUUAUAAUCACCUGCCUAAUUUCUAACUGCGUCAAGCUCACAACGAUUUUUGGGCUAAGCCGUACUCCAGCUCCUGGUUCAAAUGCUCAAAGUAAUUCGGUUACAAUUGCUACUUCCGUUUAGAAAGGUUGGCAAAAAGUGUGAGGAUAUUUUUUGGAAUUCAUUAAUGUGGGAGUGAAAUUUUUUUUCGUCGUUUAUAUAUUUUAUUGCUUUACAUAUGUUAAAUAAAUAUAGAAGGAGAUGAGAUUAGAUUGGUUUUAUGACUUUAUAAAAAAAUAAUGCCGCACAUCCUAGGAGAUUGAAACUACAUAUUUGCAUGUGCCUAGAUUAUUAUCAGCAAUGUAUUUAUUUAUUAAAAAUUAUAAUAUAGAAUAGUAGCCCAAGUUUUACUUAUUCCACGUUGCGGGAAAGAGGCGUGACUUCAACCCCACAUUCGAACUUAAUCUCCAAACCAGACUAGGCAUUCUCAUAAUCCAAAGUGUUACUCGUUAAUAAAAAUUGAUAAAAAUACGACAAUAAAUGCAGAACUUUGUUUUAAGCUGUAGAAUUUUUUUUACAAAUAUUUUAGAAAUUGAUAAAUAUAUAUGAAGCGAAUUACUUUCUCCAAUA
Molecule: messenger RNA, 1216 nt
Organism: Folsomia candida
Lineage: Eukaryota; Metazoa; Arthropoda; Collembola; Entomobryomorpha; Isotomidae
Exons: 3
Coding region: 224-730 (168 amino acids)
Source: RefSeq, a predicted model, not a curated record